AUGCCCGACAGCAUCGAGGACGACGACAGCAUCUCUGUCACGUCAACAGUACUGAGCGAACCAAAGUCAGAAUAUGAAGUUGAAUGCAUCCUUACGGAACUGAUGUUCCCGGAUGGUGUCAAGUAUCUAGUCAAAUGGGAAGGCUACCCUGUUGAGAGAUCAACCUGGGAACCGGAAGACUCUUUCGCCGACCCCCAGACUCUGAAAGACUGGGGGGCUAAGAAGAAAGCCAUAGACCGUGGGGAUGAAGAGGAGUUCGAUCUUGAAACGUGGGAGAAUCGACUAGAAGCGCUGGAAGAUGCCAGGGACGAAAGGAAACGCAAACGAAGAGCCAAACGGGCCAGGCUCGGGCUACCGGUGUACGAGACGGAAGCAAGAAAAGAAGAUGAGAGCGACAGCAGCACUUCGAGCGAUGAACCACUAAGUGCCCUUCGAUCAAGACUACAUGAAAAUAGACGAUCAUCUUCGGAUAGCUCUCUGCAGACCUCCAGACAGCUCGAGUCGAGAGUUACAGAUUCGGCCAGUCUUACACAUGAGCAGGGACCAAUGGCACAAUCUAACUCCACAAACUCCAAGGAUGAUGAGUCUUCCAGUGUGCAGCACGGCGGUAAACAUGCACCCCAAUCUGUUCCAGCACAACCGGUUAACCGUCAUUGCAACCCUGGUUCCACGGUAACACCGUCUAGAAGCAAAACCUCUACACACACAAGUGCACCCCUCCUUCUGCCUAGAGGCCCUGCUCGUGACCAAAGAAGCCUGGCCGAAGGGAAUGAUAAUAACGAGAAACCUACACUCUUCAGAAAUAUCUCUACCAGGUGGAAAUACGAGAAAGCACUACGUUUUGAGCCUGCCCCUGAUAUCACACAAUUGGACCUACGACGGCCAUCAGAUUGGGCGGCAAGUCCAAGUGUGCUAAAUACGGAUAUUAUACGCCCUAUCAGACGUGCAGAAUCCAACGAGCUCUUUGUAAGACAAGAUACUCCUCAGGCCACUUCGGCCAAGGCAGAGAGCAUACCUCAGGAAGAUUUGCGCCUAGAUGCACCUUCAGAGCCGUCUCGUCCUGCUUCAUCAACCCUAGGAGGUCCCCCACCUCGAGGCCCUAGGCGGUCUACGCUUGCGGGCCCUGCUCACAGAAGUGAUUCCAAACCAGGUUCCCACGAAGUAGAGGUGCGGUUGUUCUAUGGCCCGGAGAAGACCAGAGUUGGUUCAGUGGUCAUAUGCGGCAUCAAUGAGCUUACCAAGCUCAAGAUCACCAGCUCGAGUAAGGCAAAGGACGUUGAGGUCUGGUUUGAACACCUGUGUACUAUCGACCAGUAUGACUACUUAUGCUCGAAGUUAUCAAAACCAAAAAAUGCGAAAUUCUGCAAUGGCUGGGUUGAAGGCUAUUCAUAUAAUACCCGAUAUAUCAGUGAAAUGGCGAAGACAUUGCGAGACGGCAGUCUUGUCGGUAUCUGUUACCUAAACACUGUAGGGACCAAAAAUGUCUUGCUAGCCUAUGCUACUGGAUCGGCGGAAUGGGACUUUCUCAACGAAAAUGGGUAUAUCAAACCAGGCGUUUCGUUGCGUAUUGCCGCAAGAGCGCCCCUGCCUCCUAUCAGCGAACUGCGCAGAUUACCAACCAUCAAAACCAGCACGGCUUCUCAACCAGUGUUACCCACAGAAGGGCCAACCUCUGUUACGGUUGAUACACCCUCCGGCCCUGUGACUAUGAGGGAGGAUCCACAGUUCAAUAAAGAUACCGAGAUGAAGGAUUCCGUCAUGACAGACAACUCCAUCGAUCUCGACGCUAUCUUUAGCAGCCAAUACAGCAUCAGCUUCCGGGAACUCGCAUCAGUAAACGGGUCAAAAUCUAAGACCCCAGCCCAAGUUUUCUACGUAUGGUAUCCAGAUAGCGCAGAAGCCGAGUACCAGGUACUCGUGGAAUUCCUGAAAAGGCACAAGGUCGUUAUAUACUCAAACCGGCUUCCGGAAGACUGGGAGCGAUUUGCGCGAACGGUUUCUCACGGGGUCGUUAUGUUCUAUGGUGACUUUCUGAGUUUUUAUGAUCUGCCUUACUUCCUGGACUUGACGCGGAAAGAAAUAAAUUUUUGGAGCGUGUCCUUGGCUGCUCCGUUGCCGUACGCAGAUGGAACAGCACAUCUUCAGCGCCUCUUUCCUCACGGCGGAGUCAUCCUCCUUACGGAAGAUCUUUUUCUCUACGACCAAGACUGCGUGGUAGUGAUCUUAGCAUGGUUUGAGGAAUUCGUCCGGAGGAGGUCUCCCGGUAGCUGGAAGAUUAUGUUUCGUCCUGAUAUUCUGAACUGGCUACUUAAGAAGACGGACGACUGGCUGGAUAUGUAUGUUCUUAUUCUCAAAAUGCUACCUCGUCGGUAUCACUACCACCAUGACCCUCAAAACCCGCCGCAUCUCGAAGGCGCUCGAGAAGAGGACGGGACCCAUAACCCGGUCAUCUCGUUUCGCAGUAUACCCAGCUAUGGUCACCGUCAGGAGGACGAACACGAUGCUAUCCCCAAAGGGUUAAGACAAGAUCAGCGCGAUACUGAUCAUCUAGUCGAGUUCUUCGCGGGCUGGAGCAUCAUCAACAGCCAUAGAUUCCGCCGCUUCAUCGUGGCGUCUCAUUACUCACAAGAAAGAUGGAAAGCAUGGAACCACGUAAGUACCUUCUACAUCAUAUACAUCUUCAUAGUCCAAUAG
Paecilomyces variotii is the source of this 2694-nucleotide messenger RNA. RefSeq lists its product as hypothetical. Gene Ontology annotation, biological process: chromatin organization; negative regulation of transcription by RNA polymerase II. The record is from RefSeq and is a predicted model, not a curated record. The transcript has 7 exons. Bases 1 to 2694 code for a protein of 897 amino acids. Gene Ontology annotation, molecular function: chromatin binding. Lineage: Eukaryota; Fungi; Ascomycota; Eurotiomycetes; Eurotiales; Thermoascaceae. Gene Ontology annotation, cellular component: pericentric heterochromatin.